AGGAUGGAUGAAAGUAGUGCUAGUGGAGGUGGAAGGGGAAAAAACAAACGAUUUUGGACUGCCCAAGAAGAUAAGGCUCUUGUGGAAGCCUUGUCAGAGUUAGCUGUUGAUCCUCACUGGAGGUGUGAAAAUGGAUUUAGAAGCGGCUACAUGGUUCGCUUAGAGGAGCUCAUAGGUAAGGCUCUUCCUGGUUGUGGUUUGAAGGCUCUGCCACACAUUGAUUCUCGACUUAAGACACUUGUAGCCAAGUUUAGGGCUAUUUCUCAAAUGUUAAAUACAAGUGGAUUCGUCUGGGAUGAUGAAAAAAAAAUGAUUUCUGUAGAUCGGGCUGUUUAUGACGAGUAUUGCAAGAAUCAUCCGAAUUGCAAAAACCUGUUUGGAGUUUCAUUUCCGCACUUUCAUGAACUAAUGAAUGUUUACGGCAAGGAUUACGCUACCGGAAAACCAGCUGAAGAUUAUGUUGAAGCAAUACAGAAUUUGCAAAACGUUGCCCCUCCACAAGUUACACUUGAUUCAAGUGAUGAUGAGGGAAUUGAUGCUAGUGGUAAUGCCACUCAAACUGUUACUUCUCCUCCUGCUAAAAAAAUGAAAACUGAAAAAACUUCUAAUAAAAGAAGUAAGAGAGGAAAUGCUGGUGAAGGUAGUUCUAAUGAGUUGGCUAGCUUACAAGCAUUCAUGAAAGACAUGAAUGUUCAUCUUUCAACUAUGGCAAAUGUGAUGGCCCGCACUGAUGAUCGUGAGCAAAAAGUAGUUGAACAGACUGAGAAAGUGUUAGAGGAACUACUAUCUUUUAAUUUAGAAGGUGUAACUCCUAACCAAGUUUUUGAAGUGGCUAACAUUCUAACCUCACAACCAAACAAGCUCCUCAUAUUUUCAAAGUGUCCCGACGCUUUGAAAAGUGAUUAUGUUAAGAGUCUUCUUGGAGGAAAUAGUAAUGCUUAGAUCUAAUGUUGUGGUUCCAUGAAUGAUUUUGAAAAGGACUAGAACACUUUUCGUAUGUAUUUUGAUCUACAAACAAGUCAUUAUAUGUAAUUAAUCGAGCUACGUUGUUAUUAUUUAGAGUUAUGUUUUUUCAAAAAAUAAUUUUUUCAAGUUUAUCAUAUAACAACUACUUAUUUUUGGAGAAAAUAUAAAAGAAUUUAAAAAAUCAAAUUUUGAUUCCUUAGCUUGAACCAAACAGUCACAAAGGGAAUCAUUCAGCAGUUCAUUCCGUUUCCUGAACACAACCAAACAACUAGGCUAAAUUAGGGGAAUCCAUUUCUUUCUCCUUCAUUCCCUUUCCUGAUUCCAUUCCGA
This is a messenger RNA of Amaranthus tricolor (Joseph's coat), 1296 nucleotides long. RefSeq lists its product as uncharacterized. Bases 4 to 942 code for a protein of 312 amino acids. The record is from RefSeq and is a predicted model, not a curated record. Lineage: Eukaryota; Viridiplantae; Streptophyta; Magnoliopsida; Caryophyllales; Amaranthaceae. The transcript is spliced from 2 exons.